AUGGUUUCGAUGGGUGUCUUCGCCGUUGUGAUGAGCUGUAUCAUGGUCGGCGGCUUCAGCUAUCCAACACAGCCAACAUUCCCGUCAUGUCAAUCACGUGUGUGCCAUUCUGGUGCAAAUACUGGCUACGGUUGUCGCGGUGGCGUCUGCGACUACACGUGUUCCGAGUCAUCGUGCCACGGUUUCGGCAACGCAGUCUUUCCACACAAGGGAAUGCAGGAGACGUGGGGUAGUGGAGCACUGGGCAAGCAAGGCUGCUAUGGUGGAAACUGCGGCUACUGGAGUGGAUGCAAGAAUGGCAAGUGCAGUGACUUCUACGACUUCCAGCAGUGUCAACAUGUCAAAUGCGUCAAUGGAUCGUUCCAUGGCUAUGGUUGCAGCACUGGUGGCAACUGCCGAGUUGUCUGCUUCAUUGAUGUUUGCCAUUCCGUUGACAAUUAUGGUAAGGUGUACCAACCAACAAUUCCUUCACAAAAGAGCUCACAAUAUGAAGAUGUAUUCUAUGUAAAUAAGACAAGUAAAUCUUCACAGUCGACGAAAGGAAAGAGCAGUGCUUCAUCCGGCAAAAGCGGUAAAUAUGGCUCUAACUGGAAAAGUGUUCGUGAGGUAUGGGGACAUGGGCCUGCAAAGACCAUGAAGGAUAUGCAAGGCUAUGGUGUUCCUGCUUAUCGCACGAUGGAUGGUGGGUAUGGUUAUGGCUAUGGCUAUAAUCCCAGGGUGGGCUAUGGUGUGCCAAACUAUGGUCAGGCAAUGUAUCCACAGCCUCAAAUGCCAUACCCUUCCACUUACGUGUCCACCAUGGAUCCACAUGUACUCCAAUCCAUGCUUCUCCACAUGCCUAACUUGAAUCAACUUCUCAUGCAUGUAGAUGCGAUGCUUCUUCAAUCAGCUUUGAUGCGAGUACCAGGUUACGGUGCUUACGCCUCCAGUACGGACGCAUAUACAUUGCAGUCAACGAUUGCAGGACUUCCAUACGUGAGAGAUAUUGUGGCAAGUAUGGAUGCAAGACUGCUGCAAUGGAUGGUCGCAUACGUACCCAAUAUUGAUGCCAUUUUGUCCAGUGUCAAUCUAGCUGUCAGUUCAGCCACAGUGCCCAAUGAGCCUAGCAAGGCGUCUGAGGCGAAAAAGACUAUUGCCAGGGCGUCUCAACGUGCCACUGACAUGCCUGAUCUGGCAAACAUGACAGAUGCUGAGGUUACGCAACUCAUUAUAUCCACUGUGCCUAGUAUUCCUCCUCAGUACGCCAAUGUCCUCUUCAACAAGGAACCACGCUUCGUCCGGUAUAUAAUUGAGAACCACCAAAACCUCCACAGUCUUCUUGACAACAUGAAUGCUCAGACGCUUCAGUACGUUGCUGCGUACGUUCCUACGUUUGGUAAAAUCAUCGCCAGCAUGAAUCGCAACACAUUGGAAGUGGUUUUCGACAAACUGCCCAACACUGCCAAAUACUUGGCAGACAUGGAACCCGAGAAUUGGGAUCCCUCACCUACGCAGCGUGCACUGCUAGUUUCGAAAAUGCCUUUGUCAGCCGAUGACACUGUGAAGUCGACCUCCAUGAGGCAUCGCCCGUGUUCUCAGGAUCGGCAGUAA
Messenger RNA from Echinococcus granulosus, 1590 nucleotides. RefSeq lists its product as hypothetical. The coding region runs from base 1 to 1590 and encodes 529 amino acids. The record is from RefSeq and is a predicted model, not a curated record. The transcript is spliced from 2 exons. Lineage: Eukaryota; Metazoa; Platyhelminthes; Cestoda; Cyclophyllidea; Taeniidae.